AUGGUUAGAACACGAGGUUUAGGUCAUGCUUUAGCUAGGGUUAUAGGGCGAGGUAGACAGGAUGAACAUGAUGCAAUUGAUGUUCCCCGGAGGCGUAGGCCUACUGCAUCAGCCCGUAGGCAACGGGUACAUAUUGCAGUUGAUGAGGGUGUUCCUCGAGUGACUGAGGAUGUUCCUCAUAUGGCGGAGGAUGUUCCUCAGAUGACUGAGGAUGUCCCUCAUAUGGCUGACGAUGUUCUGCAGAUGAGUGAAGAUGCGCCUCAGAUGACUGCGGACGUAGAUGCGACUGUUGCAGAGGACUUAGGUCGUGAUGGUGCUGAGGGGUCACAUGCUGAUGAGGGAUUCCCUGGUGGGCCUCGUGACCCAUCAGUUCUGACUUCAUUUGCAGAGCAUGUCGCACAUGCCAUUUGGACUGGACAGUGUCCUGAGCUGAAGUUGGUGUCGCACGGGAGGAAGGUGGCGUUAAUUGGGAGGCCAAUGCCUAAGAUUGAAGGGCUGGUUGUCGCCACAAGAUUAAGUCCAUUGAUCGGGUGUUCAGUUGUAACCGGCGAUCCUGGACUUAUAGUCGCAUUUGUGGAGAGGUGGCACAGGGAGACCAGCACCAUCCACCUUCCAGUAGGAAAGUUGACGAUCACACUAGAUGAUGUGUCGUCACUCCUCCAUCUCCCUAUCAGUGGCACCUUCCACAGCUUCGAGGCUCUUUCCGUGGACGAGGCGGUAUUUUUGUUGAUGGAGUUGCUUGAGGUGUCCGGUGAAGAGGCUAGAGCCGAGACAAUACGAGCGCGCGGGGCAUAUGUACACCUCUCAUGGGUUCGAGAGAUCUAUGAGAGUGCAACAUAUGUUCAUGUGGUGCAUCUAGAGGCUUUUCAUGACCUGGGUCAGAGUGGGGGCUAUGCCUGGGGAGCUGUGGCCCUGGUUCAUAUGUAUGACCAGUUAGAUGAAGCUUCUAGGACCAUGACACGACAGAUUGGGGGGUACCUUACUUUAUUACAAUGCUGGAUUUAUGAGCACUUUCCGAGUGUGCAUCAGUGCGUCACCGAUGAUGCGUACAAGGAGACGUCCCCUCGUGCCUCUCGGUGGCUGACGACAAAGGCACAUAUGAAGGGAAUUACAGGAGCGUCGCACCGGGCAUGUUGUGAUGCUUUGACGGUCACAGAUGUGUGCUGGUUGCCUUACAGUGACCAUCGAGGGGUUAGGGGGUUUGAGCUGAUUUCAUCGUUCCAGGGUCAGCUGAGAUGGGGUCCUAUGGUGAUCAUAGUUCGACCGGAGAGGGUGCUACGCCAGUUUGGUUACAUUCAGAGCAUCCCUCUACCGCCUGUUAGCGCUUCAUUGUCAUAUGAUGAUAUAGAUGAUAGGUGGAUGCAUUUCUCAGACCACGUAGUAGCUAUGGGUGAGCUUUGUGUAGUGCCUGGGCAGGUAUCUGCGGAUUACAUGAAGUGGUUUUUCCAGAUAUCUCACCCAUUCAUGAUACCGACCCAGGCAGGUGACCAACCCAGACAUGCACCUGCCCCAUACCAUGAGGACUACAUGCAGUCAGACAUCCCACAGGUUCCAGUGGCAUUGGACCCCCCUCGACUUGCAGUAGUAAGAUUAUUUGCGUGCUAUGAGGUGAUCGCAGAAAGGUUGGAGCGUGUGCUCAACCUUAGGAUGGUCACUGUAGGGACAGAGUUACAUGAUAUCAUGCAAGAUUGCCUGAAGAUCGCCAAGGGGGUGCCAACGCAGAUGGAAGUGUUAGGGCCCGACAAAGAUGGCGCACAGAGCAUUGAUGAUGUUUUUUAUGCUUUGUAG
Messenger RNA from Glycine soja, 1788 nucleotides. RefSeq names its product protein MAINTENANCE OF MERISTEMS-like. The record is from RefSeq and is a predicted model, not a curated record. The transcript has 5 exons. NCBI's taxonomy places the organism in Eukaryota, Viridiplantae, Streptophyta, Magnoliopsida, Fabales, Fabaceae. Bases 1 to 1788 code for a protein of 595 amino acids. Gene Ontology annotation, biological process: meristem development; meristem maintenance.